GACGUCACGGACAGGGCCGAGUGCGCCCGCGCGAGCCGCCCUUGUUCCCGGCAUUGAGGCGGCGGGUCGGCGCAGGAGCCUCCGGUUCGAGGAGGAGAACGUGGCGCCUGCUAGGUCAUGUCAGAGUAAACCAUGUCUCAGCGGGAGACUCUGCUACACCUCUUCGCCGGAGGGUGUGGAGGAACAGUGGGGGCAAUUGUCACCUGCCCAUUGGAAGUGAUUAAGACACGGCUCCAGUCCUCGGGUUUAACACUUCGCCCAGUCUACAUUCCACAGGUCAACCUCAGUACAAUCAAUGGACCGGGUGUUGUUCGGCCAGCACGUGUCGCACCAGGACUUUUCCAAGUUCUAAAAUCCAUUUUGGAAAAAGAGGGACCAAGAUCACUUUUCAGAGGACUGGGACCUAACUUGAUUGGUGUUAUUCCAUCAAGGGCGAUCUACUUUGCUGCCUACUCUAAAGCCAAGGAGAAAUGUAAUGCAAUCUUUGUACCACACUCUAAUGUUGUCAACAUGUGUUCAGCUGGCUUUGCAAGCUUUAUCACAAACACAUUGAUGAACCCCAUUUGGUUGGUUAAAACAAGAAUGCAGCUGGAAAGCAGGAAACGAGGUGAAAAAGCAACAAAUGCUUUCCAGUGUGCAAGGCACGUCUAUCAAACUGAAGGAUUCAAGGGGUUUUACAGAGGUUUAACUGCCUCAUAUGCUGGGAUCUCCGAGACUGUGAUUCACUUUGUUAUUUAUGAAGCCUUGAAGAAACAUUUGGAGGAAUGGAGGAUCACUGUGAGGGAGAACAAUAAGAAUGUUUCAGACUUCCUCGGAUUAAUGAUCGCUGCAGGAAUUUCAAAGACAUGUGCGUCUUGUACUGCCUAUCCUCAUGAAGUAAUAAGGACGAGGUUACGGGAAGAAGGCACGAAAUAUAAGGCAUUUUUGCAAACGGCACGUUUAGUGGCAAUAGAGGAAGGUUACAGUGCCUUCUAUAGAGGACUACAAGCCCAGCUGAUUCGCCAGAUUCCAAACACUGCCAUUAUGAUGACCACAUACGAACUGAUCGUUCAUAUCUUCGGAUAGCAUUGGAAAUAAAUGGACGCUCAGCAAUGGAAGGUUUCUGUGUUGUUGCAGUGCAAUGUCAUUAUGAUGACCCAUAAACUAGGGAAAAAUGUAGGAAGUCACUGAGCAGAUUAGGUACCGUUCAUGCAAAGCACAAAGACACUAUUUUCUUCCUGGAUCCAAGCCAGAGUGUGAUACAGGUGCCACUUCUGGGAUUAACAUCAUAUAUUGUGACCAGGGCAUCUGCUAUGUGAUGACAUCUACACAAAGUGUACGUGCCAUUGUAGGUGCUGGCAUUAUCUUCAAGCUAUAUCUUCCAUGAUCUGUUAGAAAUGGUAUGUUAAGAUUAGCUAUCUGGGCAAGUUUUCAGAUGGUUACAAUUAACUGAUGUUAGGCAAGAUUCAUCACCAAUGGAAAAUAAGCAGGAAACAUUGAUAGAACAAAGAUAUUAUUUUCUCUGAAAAUAAUCUGUGCAGUGAUAACUUAUGCUUUGGCCUCUAGACACCACUAUUUAUUUUAAAGGUAACUAAAAAAAAUUCUUGCAAAUUUAAUUUGUGUUACCUUUCCCUCUUGGAAAGCAUAGGAUAUUUUUUUGAUCCUUCUGAAAACUGGGAAACACUGAAAGGAAUGUAUGUAUAUUUGUAAUGUAUGUGGCUUAUGUAGAUAUGUUCAGGUAGAAUGUAUUUAUACUGGGUACAGUAUGAAAUGCAUGCUACAUGUAGUAACGAGAGAAAACAGCAGCAAAAUAUUAAUUUAUUCAGUUUAAUGUGUCAACAAAACUUAGAACCUGAAAAAUGGUGUUUUGUUAUUUUAAAGGGAAAUGUAGUCUUUAUUGGCUCUAGAGAUAAUAACUUGCUAUUUUGUCCCUAUUAAUUAUCUUUGUUUACAAUUCAGUUUCCCCCAAAAAUUUAGUAGAUAGAUUGUUCAGAAUUCAGUCUUGACCAAACACCAAAACCUGAUGCUUUUGUUUAUAUUUAAAAUGACUAGCUCUGCUGUACUUUACUGUUAAUUUAUUGAAAUUUUUGAAUUCACUAUUGUAUCAACAAAAGGUUAGAAACCUACAACAACGAUAGUAAAAGAAAACUCUGCUAUUAAUUUCAUAUGUGUGCCUUAUAGAUUUCACCAAUGAUCAAACAAACAAUGGAAUGGAGUGAAGAUGUCUUUGGUCGAGAGUGUUGCAAGUCUUUAUAGUUGUUACAGACUCAUUCCUAUACCUCUCUUAAAACACUUCAUUUAGUAUCUACGAUAAAGAAAAGGGGAGAGGAAGAGAUGCAUUCUAUUGCAAUGCUUAAAAAAAUUUCAAUAGGUAUCAGUGUACUAGCUAAAGCCAGAAUGUCAAACAUUUGGUAUGACUUUAUUAGGUAUUAACCUUUAAAGGACAAUAAUAAUCAGUAUAGCGUGUGUUCAGCAUGUGUUACUGUUAGUUUAUUUUAAAAAUGAAUUGGUUGAAAAUUCCCAUCUGAAUAAAUAUUUGCACCAUU
This is a messenger RNA of Hypanus sabinus (Atlantic stingray), 2525 nucleotides long. RefSeq names its product solute carrier family 25 member 33 (gene slc25a33). The record is from RefSeq and is a predicted model, not a curated record. Gene Ontology annotation, cellular component: mitochondrion. The transcript is spliced from 7 exons. Lineage: Eukaryota; Metazoa; Chordata; Chondrichthyes; Myliobatiformes; Dasyatidae. Gene Ontology annotation, biological process: pyrimidine nucleotide import into mitochondrion. Bases 133 to 1065 code for a protein of 310 amino acids. Gene Ontology annotation, molecular function: pyrimidine nucleotide transmembrane transporter activity.